This is a messenger RNA of Anisakis simplex (herring worm), 474 nucleotides long. The record is from the annotation of a GenBank genome assembly. Lineage: Eukaryota; Metazoa; Nematoda; Chromadorea; Rhabditida; Anisakidae.
CGAACACCUCACAAAAGUACUGCAAUCGUUCCGGCCUAUCACACUAGUCCAUAUCAAGCGUUUUGGCCUCGGCAAGUUCACCAGCAACAGCAGCAGCAGCAACAGUAUUAUCAUCAGUAUCAGCAGUACCAGUAUCAUCAGAACCACUAUAAUCCCGCUCCAUGCACUGGCACUACUGGUAAUACAAUUGGCCCUCCUGCUCAUUAUCCAGCCUUAAGUGCUGGUUAUCACGGAUAUUAUCAACAACACUAUCAGCAACGGUAUCCAUUGAAACGUAUGCACAGUGGCAGUAGUUUUUGUGCGGAUACCUUAGCAACAGCAGCCACACUAGCAGCAAUGAACGCCUUUCCGGUAGUGAAUCAAAGUCAGUCUCCGAAAUUCAUCUCAGACCAUCACAAGUAUGUACCCGCCUCUGAAAGAAUUUCCGGAUUUGAACCAGAGCAAUGGAACAAGGUGAACACAUUUCGCUUAUAG